UUCGUCGGAGUGCUUUAUUCUCACUGAAUUUCAGGUCUGUGAGUGUUGGAUUAUCCUCGAUCUCGCUCUGUUAAAGUGUCGAAGAUCGAAGAUUUGAAGAAAUCAGACAGAAACUCGUAGGUAUUGCGAGGGGGAGAUGACGACAAUACGUAGAUUUUGCUGUAACGAUCUUCUACGGUUUGCCUCCGUGAAUUUCGACCACCUCACAGAGACUUUCAAUAUGUCCUUCUACAUGACUUACUUAGCUCGAUGGCCUGACUAUUUCCAUGUGGCUGAAGGUCCUGGCAACCGUGUCAUGGGUUAUAUUAUGGGGAAAGUCGAAGGGCAAGGUGAAUCCUGGCAUGGCCAUGUAACAGCUGUCACUGUUUCUCCAGAAUAUCGCAGGCAGCAACUCGCCAAGAAAUUGAUGAACCUUCUGGAAGAGAUCAGUGAUAAGAUCGAUAAGGCAUAUUUCGUAGAUCUUUUUGUGAGGGCUUCCAACACACCAGCCAUUAAGAUGUAUGAAAAGCUAGGGUAUGUGAUUUAUAGGCGGGUUUUACGGUAUUACUCGGGAGAGGAGGACGGGCUAGAUAUGAGGAAGGCAUUGUCGAGGGACGUGGAGAAGAAGUCGGUCAUUCCCUUGAAACGGCCAAUCACACCUGAUGAAUUGGAGUAUGAUUAGAGGAAGAAGCUAUAAUAUAAUGGAUGAUUUCCUCAAAAGAUUUGUUCCAUUUUUCUUGCUGUUAGAUUUUGAUUCCCAGUUGUUGGAUUCUUGUUAGUUGUUAUCCUUCUCAUAGAUAAUAUGAUGUUCUCCCUCUCUA
Molecule: messenger RNA, 800 nt
Organism: Tarenaya hassleriana
Lineage: Eukaryota; Viridiplantae; Streptophyta; Magnoliopsida; Brassicales; Cleomaceae
Product: N-alpha-acetyltransferase 20-like
Exons: 7
Coding region: 137-661 (174 amino acids)
Biological process (GO): N-terminal peptidyl-methionine acetylation
Cellular component (GO): NatB complex
Molecular function (GO): protein-N-terminal amino-acid acetyltransferase activity
Source: RefSeq, a predicted model, not a curated record